Tribolium castaneum (red flour beetle) is the source of this 4051-nucleotide messenger RNA. RefSeq names its product mitogen-activated protein kinase 1 (gene rl). The transcript has 7 exons. Bases 78 to 1196 code for a protein of 372 amino acids. Gene Ontology annotation, cellular component: nucleus; cytoplasm. NCBI's taxonomy places the organism in Eukaryota, Metazoa, Arthropoda, Insecta, Coleoptera, Tenebrionidae. The record is from RefSeq and is a predicted model, not a curated record. Gene Ontology annotation, biological process: intracellular signal transduction; protein phosphorylation. Gene Ontology annotation, molecular function: MAP kinase activity; ATP binding.
CCUCUCUGCUUCAGUCUGUGGCUUCAGUGUGCGUGAGUUUGUCAUCGAGGAAGGUAGUUUAGGAGGUUUCGCUAAAAAUGGCGGAAGCCACAGGUGUAUCAAGUGUAAAUCCGAAUGCAGAAGUUGUAAGGGGUCAGGUAUUUGAGGUGGGCCCCCGUUACACGAACUUAUCAUACAUUGGAGAAGGCGCAUACGGAAUGGUCGUAUCAGCACUGGAUACCGCCACAAAUACAAAAGUUGCGAUUAAGAAAAUAUCCCCUUUCGAGCAUCAAACUUAUUGCCAGAGGACUCUCAGAGAAAUUAAAAUACUCACAAGGUUUAAACACGAAAAUAUUAUCGACAUACGGGACAUACUUCGAGCGGUUACGAUAGAUCAGAUGAGGGACGUUUACAUUGUACAGUGUUUAAUGGAAACCGACCUCUACAAACUUCUUAAAACACAGAGACUGAGUAACGACCACAUAUGUUACUUCCUAUACCAAAUCCUUCGAGGGUUGAAAUAUAUACACUCGGCAAAUGUACUUCAUAGGGAUUUGAAACCAAGCAAUCUUCUCCUAAAUACAACCUGCGAUCUUAAAAUAUGUGAUUUUGGAUUGGCUCGAGUGGCCGACCCCGAACACGAUCAUACAGGGUUCCUUACUGAAUACGUAGCAACUAGAUGGUAUAGAGCGCCGGAAAUCAUGCUUAAUUCAAAAGGGUACACGAAGUCUAUAGAUAUAUGGUCGGUGGGUUGUAUUUUAGCAGAAAUGUUAUCAAACCGACCCAUCUUUCCCGGAAAGCAUUAUUUAGAUCAAUUAAAUCACAUUCUCGGAGUGUUGGGGUCCCCGUCGGAAGAAGAUCUCAAUUGUAUUAUAAACGAAAAAGCGAGAAGUUACAUUCAGUCUUUGCCAUAUAAACCCAAAGUUCCUUGGUCAAAACUAUUCCCAAACGCCGACCCCAAAGCGCUAGACCUUCUGGAUAAGAUGUUAACGUUUAAUCCGCAUAAAAGAAUAGGUGUCGAGGGAUCGUUAGCGCAUCCGUAUUUAGAGCAGUAUUAUGAUCCAGCAGACGAGCCGGUGGCUGAAACUCCAUUCCGCUUUGAUACAGAACUGGACGACUUACCGAAAGAUCAGCUGAAACGGUUAAUUUUCGAUGAGACGAUACUUUUCAAACAGAGACAGCAGCAGGAACAGCAACAAGCGAUGGCUGCGUCAUAGUCAUUUGAGAUAAGUGUUUAAAUUUCUUCUUCAUUAAAUUUUUGUUCGGUGAAGGCAAGUCAUGCUUUGAUAGCUACGAGUUUGAAAAUUAAAAAUUAUAGUAUUGCUUGUUAUAUUAUGUAUUUUCUUUUGUAUUUGUUGAUUAUGUAAGUUUAAGAUUAGUUGUAAAUAAUUUUCGAGAAGAGAUGUUGCAGUAUAUCGUACAAUAGCGUAGGCAGUAAGUAACUCAAAAUACAAAUAUAAUAUAUUUUUGAAAUAUUAGUUUUUGUAAAAUGAAAUACAUUGUGGUUGUGUCAAAUGCACUAAUAUUACUUGUUACACACAACAUUUUGUUGUUUAAUGAUCUAACAGUGCCAUUCCAGACAAAUUCAUGUUUUAAUCUCGGUGUUUCGAAAAUUUAUUAAAUAAGGGUACAGCUUAAUAUUAAAUCAAAAUGGUUUAACAAACGUAAUAAGUUACGAAAAGACUGAGUUUGUUUAACGAGCAUAAUUUUUGCCAAAACGAGUGCGCACAGCGAGCAGGUUUUGUAAAUUAUGCGAGUUGAAGUCUAAUAAUAGACUUUUCAUAACGGAUUAGGUUUAAAAAAAAUUCUUAAUUCCGUAGUAAAUUGAAAAUGUAUUCCCGCAAAAGUAACAUUUACAUUUUUUUACAAAAGUUGUUUAAAAUACUCCAAGAAAUAUCUUGCAAAUGAAAUAAGGAAUAUGUUGCAGAAAUUAGUAUUUGUUCAUUAUUAUACAGGGUAAUUUUUAUUUAUGGAGUGAUUAAAAAAUAUAUCAAGUGGCUUUUAAUUUAGAUAAACUGAUCCUUUUAAAAAUUUUCCAAAUAUCUUUGUAUAUAUUGGGCUAUACUCAUCAACUUACUUAUUUUAAAUUGAAACCCAUAUUCUUUUCAUAAUUUGAAAGGUAUUAGCUUUUUGAUGCAAAGUACUACAGUAUGUACACUUUUACUAAAAAUUAUUUAAAAAGAUGAAGUAAUUAAAUAAAAUAUGGGUCUCAAUUUAAAAUAAGAAACUUAAAUAUAACCCAAAAUGUAGUACAACGAAGAGAAAAAUUUCAAAAGCAUCUGCUUAUGCUACCUUUAAAACCAUUUAAUUAUUUUUUCAAUUUUUAAAAUCGGGCAAUAAAUAAUCCUGUAUAAAUAUCAUUUUAAAAUAUUUUAAAAACUGAAAAAGUUUUGGAUUAUUUGCCAAAAUGUUUGAUAUAACCUCUCAUGCUGUUAAGAAAACUAAUUCGUUUCGUAUCUCAAUCAUAAUGGAAGAAAUUUUUGAAAUAUUUAGCUGUCCCUUUAUAUUAUUCUUAACUUUUAUAUAAAUGUCUCGUUGUACUAAAUAACAUACAGGGUGGCUCAAUUCGCGCAAACGAAGUACACAGUUAUAGGUGAGUAAAGAUCGAAUGUUUAUCCAACACCCUGUAUUUACCGAGUGAGACUGGUGUAAACGGAGGUCGAAUUUUGCGCAUUUCAGUUUACUUUUGUCGAAACUGUUACGUUCUGGCGGAUGGGUGCGGAAAAAGAUAUUCUAAUAACCGAAAUUCACGUUGCAGUAAAAUUCUUAAAAAUGUUCGUUGCCAUCAUACCAGAAAUCACGCACACAAUAAAAUAUCAAAAAGAUUUUUAAACUGAAUGCUUUUAAUUUCUGAUCAAAGUAGCCCAUGACAUUGAAAUUAGGUUGGCAACGCUGGCUGUCAAAUUAAAAUGUCACUGUCAUUUUGACAGAAAUACAAGCAUGGUACCUUUUAUAUAGUUGUAUAAAACUAAGGGAGCGAACAUAAAUAUUUUGUCUGUGAUUUAUCACUUCAUUUUACGGUAAAUGUGUAUCUAUUUGUAAGUAGCUUUAGGGUAGAAUUAUUUACUGAGUGUCUUGUCUUUACAACUGUUAAAGUUCUACAUCUGUGUAAUGUACUUUGUCAAUAAUGUGUCAGUUUACAUUUUUAUUGCAUUUGUAACGGUGCGUAGUCAAGUUAAAAUGUCAAUUUAAUCGAAGUUUGUUCACAAUGUUUUGCUUGCAAUUAUUCCAUCUUCUACACAGCCGAUUUGGUAGAUAGGGAACGUCGCAGCCUACUUUGUUUUUUUAAACGGUGUUUUAAUAAAAAGCCGCGAGAUGUCGCCCAGGUAGGUGGACCUGUCUGAAGUUGAAGCAAAUGAAAAAAGAGAAAUGUUCAGUUUCCUAUACAUCAAGGUGGCUGGGUUUUUUGCAUCUUGAAUAUUACGCAAAUAUAUUUGACGUUUUUUUUAAUGUUGUUAAAUCGUAUACCAAAAUGUACAAUAAAACAGAAUAUCGAGAAGCAGCAGGUUUGGGGACGUAUGAAAAAAAUUAGCUGAAGUACUUAGUCUUAUUACAAGACUUUCCAGAAAACUCAAUAAUGCAGCUUAAGAUGAAAACGUUUUCCGUAUUUUGACAUGUUUUCGCAAUCUUAUCUUGGUUAGUAUUUGGAGUUGACAUAAAUUUAAACGAAUUGAAUGGCGUCAAAUUCAAAGUUUUUAUUUUUUGUUAUUCUAUUAUUAUUUUUAUUUCAGUUGUUAUUUGUGGUCUUAAGCUGCAUUGUAAGUAGUCGUAAUAUUUCUUCUGAGUUAUAGUUACCAAUGAUUUUGUUUUUCCUUAGUACAAGUAUUUUCUUAGUAUGGUAUUGGAGACACUUUGUUAUAAACAUAUCUUAGUGCAUAUUUCAUGGUAUUUGUUCUUUUUUCACGAUGUUUUGGGUGCGAAGUUUGUAUAAAGAUGGUUGUUAUAAAGGCCUAAAUCGUUUCUUUCUAUAAAUGUUGUUAUAAAAAUAGUAUUGUUAUAGUGUGUUGCAUUGCAUUCUUAUAGGCGUCUUAAUUAUGUAGUUCUUAUAGAUGUAAAAUAAAAAGGAAUCGAA